AGGGUUUAAUGUCUUCUCUCAGGCAGCAAGUAUGUCAGAGUCUUCUUGGAAGAAAAAGAGUACUGGAAAUUUGCACAGCAGAAAAGGAAAACAGUCAACAGACAACACCUCCACAAAAAACAAGACUUUGCUCUUUGGAUACAUUCAGAGGCAUUGCAUUACUGGUGAUGAUAUUUGUGAAUUAUGGAGGAGGCAGAUACUGGUUUUUUGAGCAUGCUCCAUGGAAUGGGCUUUAUUUAGCAGAUCUUGUCUUCCCAUGGUUUAUUUGGAUAAUGGGAGUGUCCAUGGCUUUUUCUACAAGAUCCUUGUUACGUAAGUCUGUACCAAGAUGGAAAAUUUUCAAGAAUAUUUUGAAACGUUCCUGUAUUUUGUUUGCUUUGGGGAUAAUUUUGAACACUUAUGGGGGAUAUAAUAAUCUACAAAAAAUCAGAAUCCCAGGUGUCUUGCAGAGAUUUGGAAUAUCUUACUUUGUUGUGUCUUCAGUUCAUUUGCUUUUUACUAAGCCUAAUGAUAUCCAUCAGAAAAAAAUAUGGGCCUCAGUUCGAGACAUCCUGCCAUAUUGGUUGGAGUGGUUGAUCAUGUUUGGUAUCUUGUUAACCCAUAUUCUGUUGACAUUUUUGCUUGAAGUACCAGGAUGUCCCAAAGGCUAUCUCGGUCCUGGUGGUAUUCAUAAUGGUGGUGAUUAUUUCAACUGUACAGGAGGGGCAGCAGGUUACAUUGACAGGGUUAUUUUGGGAGAAGCACAUAUCUAUCAGCAUCCUACCAUAAAGGUCAUAUAUCUCACAGAACUUCCUUAUGACCCAGAAGGAAUUUUAGGAUUCUUGACAUCUAUUUUUUUGGUUUUCCUUGGUCUGCAAGCAGGAAAAAUUUUGUUGACAUACCAGGACUGGAAGCCAAGAAUUGGGCGAUGGCUUAUUUGGGGCACAAUUAUAGGAUUGAUUGCCAUCAUAUUGAGUAAGGCCAGCAUAAAUGAUGGGUGGAUACCAAUCAAUAAAAACCUCUGGUCUAUUUCAUUCAUCUUUGCAACAGGAGCAAUGGGUUUUUAUUUGCUGUCGAUCUGCUACUUCAUAAUAGAUGUAAAGAAAUGGUGGACUGGGGCACCAUUCUUCUUCUCUGGAAUGAAUUCCAUCUUAAUAUAUGUUGGCCAUUCUCUGACCAGUGAGCUGUUUCCAUGGACAUGGCAUGUAGGACAGACACAUUGGGAGCACUUGGCAGUAGACUUGUGGGGAGUGACACUGUGGGUGAUCAUUUCCAUCUGGCUUUACUAUAAAAAAUUAUUUUUAGCAGUGUGAUCAGUCAGUUUCACUGUAGCUGAAAGAGACUUCAGAUUUUUUUAUCCAAGAUUUUCAUGUGUAAUAUAAUAAUGGGGUACUUUAGUAUUGUUCAUUAAGUUGGUUAUGAAAUUUUUUUAAGCAUCAUAGGUUGGGUUUAUCUAAAAUGAAUUUUGUUGUUUUGUUUGUUUUUGUUGUUUUGUACCACUUUUACCUGUCUGAUGAUUCAGAAAUGAUUUUUAUUAUUCUAACAGCAUAACAGCAGUCUUUUGUUUCAACAAUCAUGCCAGCAAAGAUACCAGAAAAUUAUUUCCUGCUUUUUAGUAAAUACUGGUGUGUUUUCUUUUUCAAUAUAGAUUACUCAAGAAGGCUUCACUAAUGCUUGCUAUACAAGAAAAAUAUGUAACUAAAGAACCUAUGGAUCUAUGACCCACAUUUACAGGGAUGCUAUAAUGCAAAUUUAAUGCUUGAACUACUAUUUUGCAAUUUUUCAGUUUCAUAAUCAUUGCUGCUAUAAUGCAAAUUUGAUUUUUUUUUAACAAAUUUAUGAAUGGUAAUUAGUAGACCUACUUAUUCACGUGCUCUAAUGUAAAACAAUGCCAAAUUUGGGGCCCACUUUCAGGAAAUCCCUGUAAAAGUGUUUUCAUGAAAUACCUGAUUUCCCUAAGGUGUUAAGUGGAAAGUUUUACCUUUUGCAAACCUUGGGGCAGAGAUGAUUCGUUUGGCACCAUUUGGUGAAACCAUGGGUGUAUGGUUCACAUUUACAGGGCUUCUAUAAUGCAAAUUAAUGCUUAAACUACUAAGAGGUUAGGUGAAAAGUUUUACCUUUGUGCAAACAUCAUGGUCAAGAUGAGUUGUUUGUCAUCACUUAGAAAUUAGUGAAUCCAGCAGUUUAAGAGAAGGUUUUUUUUGGAAACUCCCAAGUUCCCCAAGGUGUUGAGUGAAAAAUUUUGUGCUAAUCUCAGGACCAAGACAAUUUGUUUGGUAGCACUUAAAUGUUGGUGCGACCAGCAGUUUAGGAGGAGUUAUGUGAUGCGCAGACACUGAAUCUUAUUACAUAGAUAUUUAUUAUUGGAUCUGAGAAACAACAUCUAGAAUGUGUAUUUUUUAGUUUAGUUACUAGAAAAGACAACAACAUAAUAUUUACAAGAAAGUCAAUUAAAUUAAUAUUCUUGAGGGUGAUGAAAAAAAGUGAAUACUAAAUUAAAUUUCAUUUGCCAUACAUUAUUUCAAUUCACAAAAAGUAAAUAUGUUAAUUAUUUAUGUUUUCAGUUAUUAAUAAUAACCAUUACCAAUCUCAGUUUUUUAAACCAAAAACAUAAGCAUAAUUUUGUAUCAUGAAAAGUUGCUCAUUUGCUUCUGAUUAGAUGAAAAAUUACUAUUUUUACAUGACCUGUAUUUCUUAUAUUGAGUAUUUAAUAAUGAAGUACAUAAAGUUAAAUACAUUAAUAUAUAUAUAUUUUAAUUCUUUGUACAUAAGCAAUAUGCAACAUUUAUUUCACUGAGACAAGUUUAGUAACAUUCUGUGUUAUGGAUGCUGGUUAAUUUAUCAGUUAGCAGGCAAUAAUAUUCAGAAUUUUAUUAAUUAGAAUACUUUAAGGAAAUUGUGUGAAGGAUUUUUUCGUGUGAUUAAAAAAAAAGAGGUAUAAAAUGGUAGCUGUUUUUAGGCUGAAAUGAUAAAGAAUAAAAAUAUAAAGCAAUGCUAAAUCAAAUGUCUAAAUGUUUAUCAAUAAUUUACAUAAUAAAGCAUUUAACAGAUUAGCUAAAUCAUAAUAUGUAGACUCAGUACUAGUUAUAACCUUAUUUAAAGUGGAUAUUAAUUCUUUUUUUUUAAUUUUUCUUUGACCACAAAACUAAAAUUAUAUUAAGGGUUAUUGCUUACUUCAUUGCACUUUAAGUUAUAUGUUGUAGUUUUGAUAAAAUAUAAGGCUAGAUGUUACAUUACUAACUUUUUAUACAUUCUGUAUGGCAAGUAGGUCGUAAUUUUCACUUGCCCUCCAUAUCCUUGUUUUUUAGAUUAAAAUUUUAUAAUAAAAGCAA
This is a messenger RNA of Limulus polyphemus (Atlantic horseshoe crab), 3311 nucleotides long. RefSeq names its product heparan-alpha-glucosaminide N-acetyltransferase-like (gene Hgsnat). The record is from RefSeq and is a predicted model, not a curated record. The coding region runs from base 9 to 1292 and encodes 427 amino acids. The transcript is spliced from 11 exons. Lineage: Eukaryota; Metazoa; Arthropoda; Merostomata; Xiphosura; Limulidae.